AUGGAAAGUGGAGAUGGAGACGAAAAUGCUUAUUACCAACCAUGUCAAAAUUUACCAAAUAACUUUGCUAUUUUUCAACAAGGUCCUCCAUUAACAGCCAUUAAUAGGCUAUUAUGGAGUCACCAAAGCCAGUUUUCUUCUCAACAAAGUGUUGCAAACAAUAAUGAAAAUAUUUUUACUCAACGUGGUGGUUUGUAUGAUUUUAGCAACAGUGCGAGUGGCAAUAGUAGUCAUGCAAAUGAGAUUAAUUCUUGGAUAAGUACUUUUUCAGAGCCAAGCUUAAUGGAUAAUAUACUCUUUAAUGAACAAAAUGCUUUUCACUGGAAUAAUCAAGAACAAGAGAUGGUAAUAUCAUCUCCAAAGAAUUCAAAGGAGACCGGAAAAAAAGCCAAAGAAGGGACUUCUUCUACUACUCUGCUAGUCAAGGGUCAAUGGACCGAAGAGGAAGACAGGAAUUUGAUGAAGUUGGUGAAGCAGUUUGGAAUGAAGAAAUGGGCUCAGAUAGCUGAGAAUAUGGUUGGUAGAGCAGGAAAGCAGUGUCGUGAGAGAUGGCAUAACCAUUUGCGUCCAGAUAUCAAGAAAGACACGUGGAGUGAAGAAGAAGAAGUAAUGUUAGUGGAAGCACAUAAGCAAAUUGGAAACAAAUGGGCAGAGAUUGGUAAAAGAAUUCCUGGAAGGACAGAGAAUGCAAUUAAGAAUCACUGGAAUGCGACUAAAAGAAGGCAAAAUUCGAGGAGGAACAAGUUGAAGAAACAAGAAAAAAAGGGGCAAAAUGAGUCCAAAUAUAGAUCGAAUAUUCUCCAAGAUUAUAUUAGAAGCAGGUACUUCAUUGAUGAUUCUCCUGCUGCCAACACCAAGAGUACUCCAAGUUGUAACAUGACAAAUGAAACUCCACCCUAUUCUGAUGAUGAUGAUUCUCCAUCCUUACUCACUAAUCAAACAUAUGAUGAAGAAAUGAACUUUAUGCAAAAGUUAUUUGGAAAGAAUUCAUUGGUAGAAAAUAAUGGUAAAGUGGUAGAUUCAUAUGGCUUCAACUCCUCUGGAUUGAAUAGUGAUAAUCAGAUAUAUGGUGAAGAUGGUUGUAAUUCGUGUGUUGGCUCAAGUGAAAAAAAUAUGCACCCAAUGGUUGUUGAUCAAUCUUAUAAUUGUUUAGAGCAGCCUUAUUUUUCCUAUAACCUGAAUCAUUCUACUAAUUCAUCAACUUCUUUGUUUUAUAAUGCUAUGACUUCGAUGAAUCAAGCAGCUGCUGCAGGUUCAUCUUCAUCCGGAAGAAACAAAGACAUUGAUUUAAUGGAAAUGGUUUCAUCUUCUAUCUACCCUCAAAAAACCUCCAACAACACAUUCUUUUAA
Solanum dulcamara is the source of this 1350-nucleotide messenger RNA. Its product is annotated as transcription factor MYB119-like. The coding region runs from base 1 to 1350 and encodes 449 amino acids. The transcript is spliced from 3 exons. The record is from RefSeq and is a predicted model, not a curated record. Gene Ontology annotation, cellular component: nucleus. Lineage: Eukaryota; Viridiplantae; Streptophyta; Magnoliopsida; Solanales; Solanaceae. Gene Ontology annotation, molecular function: RNA polymerase II cis-regulatory region sequence-specific DNA binding; DNA-binding transcription factor activity, RNA polymerase II-specific. Gene Ontology annotation, biological process: regulation of DNA-templated transcription.